AUGAGCUCAGAUACCUGGGCGAUUCCAAAUGUGCAACAAUCCGGAGUGACUCGAAUGAUUCUGCCCAUCAAGGGGGGAACAGUCAAUGGGCCAAGAAUUACAGGCGAAAUUAUACCUGAUAGUGGAGCCGAUUGGCUAGAGCGAGUGCGUCCCGACAAGGUCCUCUCGCGUUUGCAUGCAAUGUACACUUUACGGACCAAUGACGGACACAACAUCUUAGUCAAGGCAGAUGGGAUUUUCAAAGAGGGGCCACUGGGCAGUUUUGCGCCCAGCACGAACAUGACAGCAACGCAGGAUCAAGUUGAAUAUUUCACUCAUAUCCGCUUUGAAGCUCCCGGCGAUAGUCCGUAUGACUGGAUGAAUGACGUUGUUGCAAUUGGUGCAAUGACCAUGUUUGAAGGAAAGCCCAUCAUCGACUGCUAUAGCUUGACCAAUUUUCCCAGAGUCGAUUGA
This is a messenger RNA of Pestalotiopsis fici W106-1, 453 nucleotides long. RefSeq lists its product as uncharacterized. The record is from RefSeq and is a predicted model, not a curated record. The transcript is spliced from 2 exons. Bases 1 to 453 code for a protein of 150 amino acids. NCBI's taxonomy places the organism in Eukaryota, Fungi, Ascomycota, Sordariomycetes, Amphisphaeriales, Sporocadaceae.